Molecule: messenger RNA, 2178 nt
Organism: Solanum pennellii
Lineage: Eukaryota; Viridiplantae; Streptophyta; Magnoliopsida; Solanales; Solanaceae
Product: protein WVD2-like 4
Exons: 8
Coding region: 549-1874 (441 amino acids)
Molecular function (GO): microtubule binding
Source: RefSeq, a predicted model, not a curated record
GUAAUAUUUCAAUUUUUAUUAAUUUUUUCGUUUUGAAGUGUGUUGGAUCUUAUGUUUUUUGUUUUUUUUUUUUUAAAUUUGAAAGGGGUUGGUUUUGAAUCAUUUGAUUGUGUUAACAUGAAGUUGCAAGAGGUGGACAUAGUGCAUUAGUUAUAGGUUUUUUCGUAUUAGUAACUUUGGUUCAAACUCUGUAUUUUUUGUUAUAACUAAACUAGAAUUUUCAAGUCAUAAAGUUCAAAUCUUGGAUCCGAUAACUAAAUUAGAAUCUUGAACUCGUAAAGUUUAAAUCUUGGAUCCGACUUUUGUGAAGUAGGACGUUGUUUACUUACUUAUAUGGUAUUUGUUUAGUAUGAAUUAUAUCAUGAAGCAGUAGUGUAUAUGGUCUUACUGUAUGAAAUUCUGUUUGAUUUAGAUCAAGAACUGAAAAUUCAAUUGUUGGUUUUGGAAUUUGAGGCUUCUUUUGAUUCGGGGGUCUGUCAGAAACAGUCUCUCUACGUCCUAAUCUUCGUAGCGCUCACUUGUGAGAUUAUGUUGGAUAUUGUUGGUAUAUGGAGUCUGAAAAUGGAGUUCCAGUAGAGGUGGAAAAGAUUGUUGUGGCUGAGGAAGAAAAUGUGGAUUUAAAGAACAUUAGUGAGAAGGCGGAUGAGACGCCAAAUUCAUCUGUAGCCAAAGAAGAAUUGUCUGUUGAGGAUGUUCCGAAAAGUAGAGCAUCGAAUCAACACAAGGUAUCAGUUGGUGGUGCUAAAAAGAACAACAAAAUGGCUAAGGAUCAAGCAAAUUCAACAGGCACGUCUUCAUUGACUCGUUCGAAAAAGGGAAGUAUGGCGAAAAGUCUUUCAUUCCCUACAAGAGGCGCCAAUGCAGACAUGACAAGGAAGAGCAUUGAUGCUUGUACAAAGAAAUCGGAUUUUAAACCUUGGAUACCAAAUGGGGUGACACAUGACGCUUCACAUUCGAAUGGAACAGUCUCGUCAGCUUCUCGUUUAAAUCCGUCUACUAAGAGUACAUCUGCUGGAGUUGUGAAGAGUUCAAGUCCAAAUGGAAGUGCUACAACAAGCAGAAGGACAACUACAGGAUCUAUCCCGAGCCUUCGUCAAUCGCUGUCCGGGAAGUCUGCUUCAGCCGGUAGAAUUGUAAAGAAAGCGACUUCUGAACAAUUAAACGAUGAAAAGAUUACACCUACUAAAGCUACAUCACCUCUUAAAGACGAUGAUGAUGCUCGUUCUGCUACUUCCUCCAAUGCAACUCGUACCAGUGCUGGAUUUUCCUUCAGAUUGGAAGAACGUGCUGAAAAGCGAAAGGAGUUCUUGGCAAAGGUGGAAGAGAGGAUACAGGCCCGAGAAGAGGAAAAGAGUAACUUGCUAGCCAAAUCUAAGGAAAACCAAGAGGCAGAGGUAAAGCAGUUUAGGAAGAGCUUGACAUUUAAAGCUACACCGAUGCCUUGCUUCUACAAGGAGCCCCCUCCUACAGUUGAACUGAAGAAGAUACCAACAACACGCGCCAUAUCUCCUAAGCUUGGAAGAACUAAGAACUCCACAUCCAUGACUAAUAGCUCCGAAAGUGGAGGGUCAUGUUUCAGUCCGAGAGUGAUCAAGGAACAACGUAAGUCACUCGUAUCCAAUAAAGAUAACGUUGCAUCAAAAGGGAAGCCAGUUAAGACUUCACAGACAACAGCUCAAUCUCCAAAAACCUCGAUCACUAAAGCGAAACCUGCUGAAACAAAAUCCAGACUUGCUGAAGCAGCAAAGAUUUCGGAUGAGAAAACAGAACGAAAUGAAAUCCAACCUGAGUCUGAAAUGAAUCGUGUAGAAGACAAUGUGGCACGUCCAUCAAAUCCAAUCGUUGUGCAAGCUGAAGUCAGCGUUGAAGGUUAAUGAACUUACUGAACUUGUCUUUUUUCUGUAUUUAUUAUUUAUAGGCCUUUUUUCGUUCUGUGAAAGCGUUUUUGCUGCUUUGUUGAGUUGUGAAUAUGUUGUGUAUGUUGCUGUUAUGUUACAAGUUGUACAUGUUGGUUAUUCUCAGUUUCUUCAUUCUUUUCGAACAUCUCAGUACCAUCGUGUAAUCAUUCUCGAAAAACAUCUUCAUUGUUCUCAAGUCAGAUUCAACAUUCUGGUUUUCUUCAAAUGUAUCAUUCUGAACUUGUAUUCUGGUUUUGUUGAGUUCAUAUACCUACUUCCA